CGAGGAAUACCUAAACUCAUCAAUAGCUUCGAAAAUGUUUAGCGGAACUGUAGCUAUUUUAUUCACAACAUUUACCUACGUAUAUUGCGGCUACAAUACAGAAACUUACCACAUCAAUCCUCAAACCACCCGCAUCGUUUACGAGCACAGCGACGAAGACUAUUACGUGUUGAACGUGGGACUUCCUGAAGUACUCGUGGAACUCAUCUUCGGCAACCACAUCAAAUGGCUUGGUGUAAUGGGCCGGUGCAGGCUGAAGCACGCGCAGAGUUGCUCCUUCAAAACCUUCCCUUACGCUUAUAAAGGUAUAAAAGUAAUCAAUAACAACGAAUUGAGCUCGUACGUUCACGGUUUCGGUUUGAAGUACGGUUUUCCCGAAUUCGAUUCCCGACCGAACGACUACUUUGAUGUGAACGAAUUGGCCGAAACGAUAAUAUCCACAGGAGCAACGUACGUUCCGUAUGUAGGCGAAAUACUGAGCAGUAUCGUGGAGUAUUUUUGGCCCAAAGAAGAAGUAGACGUAUGGGAUCAAAUAGUCGAUAAAGUAUCCGAUUUGAUCGACGAGAAAAUCCGAUCGGCCGUCUACGAUCUGCUCGCGGGCGAUCUGUCGCAUUACAAAUCCAGAAUCUCGCUGCUCGACUACGAAAUCCAACACCCGAACAUAACGAAAUCCCUCAAGAACCACUACAUAAACAUCGCCGAGGAUCUGAUCGGUUUCGAGAAGAAAUUCGUGUUCCAAAACUCCCCGGACGCGGUAAACACCAACUUCUUCAUCCUACCUCUAUACAGCAAUGUAAUCACCUUGAAGAUGACCUUCUACUUGUACGGCAUCAAAAACUGGCAGCUGCUCGGUUUGGACCCCGACGAGCACGUCAACCGCCUCAAGUACUACACCUACAAGCUCCUCUACGACCACGAGGGCGCCUUGAACCACGUGAACACCGUCGUGGAGAAGAAACUGGCCCGCGCCUACGCCUACACCUACCCCGAGCACAUCUACGACACCUUCGCCAAUCUCCGGCAAUUCGCCGCCCUCAACGGCUUCGAGUUCCUGCCCGUGUGGAAGGCCAUGGUGGCCCGUCCGCUGGCGGAGGCCCGGCCGGAGAUCCCGGCGGUGGCCUUUUCCACGCAAUUCGGCCGGAAUACAGCCAAACAAUCCGCCCAGAUCCUCCAACCGGCGGUGCCCCUUCAACCGGACGUCAUCAACGGCACCCUCAACGUGCCCAAGAAGAUAUUCAUCUUCACGACGCCCCGGAACCGCAUCGGAGGCUUGAAGAUCAUCUACGAGAACGGGGACGCGGUUUUCACGGGACCAACGCGGAAAGGUGCCCACGUGGUGGUCGAUUUGCAAGGUAGCGAUAUAGAGUUCAUAGGUGUUAGAGGAACGGGGCAAAUCGAAGGUAUGCAGUUCGGAUUGAGCGACGGAAGAAAGGUGAGCGCCGGCGUCGCGACGGGCGCGUUCCGGAGGUUCCGAAUGAAGAACCAUCGAAUCGUCGGUAUAUUGAUGACCAAUUCCUUGGUGCGAGUACCCAAAGAACAGGCUGCUAAUAUUGCUGUUAGUUACCAAGCCGUCUAUACGCAAUGAAUUGUUUUUGUGAAAUUUUACUUGCAAUAAUAAUUUAAUUGGACAGAUCUGAUUCAUCCUGAAGCAUUCUAAAUUGUUUUUGGAUGGUUCUAAUUCUUCCCGAAGCGUUAUAAAUGGUUCUGAACAGUUGUAAUUUAUA
This is a messenger RNA of Phyllotreta striolata, 1724 nucleotides long. The record is from the annotation of a GenBank genome assembly. Lineage: Eukaryota; Metazoa; Arthropoda; Insecta; Coleoptera; Chrysomelidae.